Umbelopsis ramanniana AG is the source of this 1133-nucleotide messenger RNA. RefSeq lists its product as uncharacterized. Gene Ontology annotation, biological process: actin filament polymerization; Arp2/3 complex-mediated actin nucleation. Bases 52 to 978 code for a protein of 308 amino acids. Gene Ontology annotation, molecular function: structural constituent of cytoskeleton; actin filament binding. The record is from RefSeq and is a predicted model, not a curated record. NCBI's taxonomy places the organism in Eukaryota, Fungi, Mucoromycota, Umbelopsidomycetes, Umbelopsidales, Umbelopsidaceae. Gene Ontology annotation, cellular component: actin cytoskeleton; Arp2/3 protein complex. The transcript has 6 exons.
UGACGACAUAACGUUCAACUUGGCACUGGAGCUAUCUACCGUCCUUGCACAAUGAUUUUGCUAGAUUACCAUAACGUUAUCUUACAUGAUACCCUUUCAGCACGCUUCGAAAGCGAAAAGCCAGAAGCUUUGGACAUGACCAUAGUCGACUUUGAUGGUGUCUUAUAUCACUUAUCAACACCUACCUCCAAGACUAAUAUUCAAAUAUCUUUCAAGUGGCGCUGUUUCCCCGAGCUCAUCAACUACGGUGCAAACGACAUCCUUCAACGCGAGUAUGGCACCAUGCUCGUCACUCCACCCCAACAAGGCUUUGAUGUCACUCUCAAUGUCGACCUCACAAGCUUGCCUCAAGAAGCAGAGGCGCGAGAGGAGUUGAUUCGAAAAGUGUCUCUCUUAAAACGAAACAUCAUGGCUGCGCCAUUUGAACGUGCAUUCAAAGAGCAGGAACAGUUUGAAGAUGAAAAGCAGGCAAAUCCCAACCCAGAAUUAAUGGCUGUCCAUUAUCGUGAAGACGAAGCUAUUUAUGUCAAGGCAAAUCAAGACAGAGUUACUGUAAUUUUCAGCACCAGAUUCAAGGAUGAAACCGACAGAGUGUUUGGAAAAGUGUUUUUGCAGGAAUUUGUCGACGCUAGAAAGCGCCAAGAUCUUCAGAAUGCUCCUCCGGUGCUCUUCAGUACUCGUGAGCCUCCAUUGGAACUUCGACAUCUCAACCUGCAAGAUAGCGAAGAGAUGAGUUAUAUCACUUUUGUUUUGUUCCCAAGACACUUUGCAGCACUCGAUGUUCGUGAGGAGACUAUCUCUCGUAUUCAAAUCUUCCGCGACUAUUUACAUUACCACAUCAAAUGUGCAAAGGCAUAUAUGCACACACGUAUGAGAGCUCGCGUACGGGACUUCCUCAAGGUAUUGAACCGCGCGAAACCUGAGAAUAUCAAUGUUGAAAAGAAAACGGCGACCGGCAGGACUUUCCGCCGAACCUAGGUAUGAUGGUUGCGGAAAACAGUGAAUAUGGCCAUCUAUCAUAUAAGUUUGGUAUGGUGUGAUUCAAUAAAUUGCUCAAUACGAUCCUAUUUUUGCCUGCAAAAUGACUGGAGCUCUGUAGACAAUUGAGCAUAUAUCACUUUUUUGUCUGAGAC